Messenger RNA from Haplochromis burtoni (Burton's mouthbrooder), 1638 nucleotides. RefSeq names its product stonustoxin subunit beta-like. Bases 1 to 792 code for a protein of 263 amino acids. The record is from RefSeq and is a predicted model, not a curated record. The transcript is spliced from 3 exons. Lineage: Eukaryota; Metazoa; Chordata; Actinopteri; Cichliformes; Cichlidae. Gene Ontology annotation, molecular function: protein binding.
AUGGCUGACCCCCACCGUGCCGGACCAGGCCGUAACUCCGUCGGAUUCAUUCUUUGUGCUCCGUGCGGACAGAACGGCAGAGUCGAACAAAACCAAAGCGGCUGCUCGCCACAUCUGGAGUUCCUGAGCAUAAAGUGCCGCCCUUUCUAUCUGCCCCGUGAGUUCAACUCGGUCAUCGCCACGGCGGUCUACAUCCCACCCCAAGCGGACACAGGUAUGGCUUUUGGAUUGUGUUUGUUCUCUCCAUCAGAUUCCUGUCAACUCACAAUCGACACAAACACAGUACACAAAAACCUCCAACUGUCUGACAACAACAGGAAGGUGACACGUGUGAAGGAGGUUCAGCCAUAUCCUGAACAUCCAGACAGAUUUGGUUAUCGUCUACAGCUGCUGUGUAGUGAUGGUCUGACUGGUCGCUGUUACUGGGAGGUCGAGUGGAGAGGAGAGGUUCGUAUAACAGUGAGUUACAGAAGAAUCAGAAGGAAAGGAGUCAAUAAUAACUGUGUGUUUGGAAAGAAUGACCACUCCUGGAGUUUAUUCUGCUCUGAUGAUGGUCCUUAUUGUGUCUGUCACAAUAACAUAAAAACAUCCAUCUCCUCCUCCACAUCCUCCUCCUCCUCCUCCGUCUCUAACAGAGCAGCAGUGUAUGUGGACUGUCCUGCUGGCACUCUGUCCUUCUACAGAGUCUCCUCUGACACUCUGAUCCACCUCCACACCUUCAACACCACAUUCACUGAACCUCUUUAUCCUGGAUUCAGAGUUUAUUCUGGUUCCACCGUGAGUCUGUGCUGAGUUUAAUCAUUUAGUCUAAAGAGUGUCCUCCUGUUAGAGAAACAGGUUGAACAGAUUAGGAUUCAGAUUCAACUUUAUUGUCAUUACACAUGUAUAAAUACAGGGUAACGAAAUAAAGUUUGCAUCUAAUCAGAAGUGCAAGAGCAGUAAGUGCUCUUGCACUGAUUAGAAGUGCAAUAAGAGUAGAUUAUAUACAGGUAAGUGUAGAAAAGGUCGGAAUAGUUCUGAACAGAUUAUGUACAAAUAAGUUAAGUCUACAGAUGUUUAUAUUGCUAUACAGAGAGCAAGUAUACAUAUGUGCUACAUAUAUACAGCUGUACCGGUGUGUGGUAAACAGAUCUACAGAGUGCUAUGAAUAUAGUACUCUGAACGGACUAUAACAGUGAACCAUGUAUGCACUGUAACAGAGACUACACUAUCAUGAUCAUGGUCAUUGGGAGGGAUAGGGGGGUGUGGGUGGAAAGGUUCAGCGGGGACUGACUUCAGUAGGGUGACAGCUGUGGGGAAGAAGCUCCUCCUAAACCUGCUGGUUUUAGCCUGAAAGGUCCUGUAGCACCUUUUGGAGGGGAGGAACUGGAAGAGUUUAUUGGCAGGAUGAGAGGAGUCUCUGAGAAUGAUGCGUGCUCGGCGUAGACAUCUCUUCUUGUGGACAUCCUCAAUUGCAGGAAGUGGAGUCCCUGUGAUGCGUUGGGCAGUUUUCACCACCCGCUGCAGUGCCUUGCGGUCAGCAACAGAGCAGUUCUCAUACCAGACUGCGACACAUGCUGUCUAUCCCAUAGCGACGCAAUCACGGGUAAGAGGCAAGUGGAACCAAGCUGACUUCUGCUAAAUGGGUCAAACUGGGCA